AAGAACCCAAUUACAAGACAAACCGGCCAUAAAUUCAAGCUAUAGUAGAACAUAUGAAAAAUUCAAAAGCAAUUUAUAACCAAAAAAUCAACACUUUGAAGGAUGAUGGCUACUACAUAUAUGCGACUGAUGCAUCGGUGAUGGCAAAUAAAGUUGGAUGUGCAGUGUACGUGGAAACAACCAAUGUCUCAUACCUUUUUAACAUAGACGGAAAUUUUACCUCAACCUACGGUGAGCUAGUUGCACUAUCUCAGGCAGCUACAAUAGCAAGCAACAGCGGGAACAAAAAGAUAGCAAUUUUCACAGACAGCCAGGCAGCAAUCAAAGCCCUCGACAAUCACACCACACAGAACUUCCUUGUGGCAGAAAUUCACAACAAACUACACAGAUCCAACAUAGAAAACAUAAUGAUAGUAUGGACACCCAGUCAUGUUGGGAUAACUAUAAACGAAAAAGCCGACAUUGCUGCAAAAACUGCAAUUGAUUUCGGUCAGAUACCUGUAAUACGUGCAACACUAAGGAAACGGCGGAACACCUUAUAUUCGACUGCAGUGCUUACAGCACUCUAAGAAUAGAGUAUACGCUUUUCCAAACGUACCACAACUUCAAACAAAUUCUGCUUUCAAAAAAUCCCACCAUUUACAAACAACUUAUUGACUUCCUACACAGAAGUGGGCUGGAUAAAGCACUAUAGUGAAAAAAAAAGCUCAGUUGUAUCGUCUUUUGUGUCGUUCAGUGUUCCGUCUCUAAUUGUCAAAAACAAAUAAAUAAAUACGAACGAAAUCAUCUGUCAAACCAACCUCCACCACUUCUAAAUCAACCUCCACAAAGCAAAUAAGAUAAAACAAAUCACACAAUUUCGUUUACACCGAUGAGGACAUCUACAUCAACAAAUAAAGGAAAAACUGUGACUGAAGGAUAAACACCACGUUUUACAAACCUGGCACUUGAGGUUAUACACCUUGCCAUUUAGGGGACCAAUCGAUUAGGUUCCUAUAGCCAAAAAAAAAAAAAAU
Messenger RNA from Rhagoletis pomonella (apple maggot), 1016 nucleotides. RefSeq lists its product as uncharacterized. The transcript has 4 exons. Lineage: Eukaryota; Metazoa; Arthropoda; Insecta; Diptera; Tephritidae. Gene Ontology annotation, molecular function: nucleic acid binding; RNA-DNA hybrid ribonuclease activity. The record is from RefSeq and is a predicted model, not a curated record. Bases 54 to 569 code for a protein of 171 amino acids.